UCCCAAGUGUGAACCAGUUCUGAAAACUACUACACAACACUGUUAAAUUAUCAAGCCGCAUUUUAUUUAUUGUAGACAACUUUGAUAAUUUUCUAGCAUAUGAAAUAUGGAAUUAUAAAUUGAUUUCCGAUUUCUGUUGUUGGUGUUGUUUUUGUGAUUUAACAUUUGAAAAAGUGCUGCACUAACAAGUGCCCAAAACCGCCACAACGGCCGAAUCAAUGAAUAAAACGCCUUUGGUGCCGGCAACGCCAACCAGCGCAAUGACAUCGGCCCGGGAUCUAAUUAAAAUUGAUAUAGAAUGGGGCAUGGAGCGUUUGGUGCGCGCCCAACAGGUCGUCGAGCUGCGUCCCUAUGACAUCGAGUCGUGGUCGGUGAUGUUGCGCGAGGCGCAAACGCGACCCAUUCACGAGGUGCGCAGUCUGUACGAAUCUUUGGUGAAUGUGUUUCCCACAACGGCCCGCUACUGGAAGCUGUACAUUGAGAUGGAGAUGCGCAGCCGCUACUAUGAGCGUGUCGAGAAACUCUUUCAGCGUUGUCUGGUCAAAAUUCUCAACAUUGACCUGUGGAAGCUAUAUUUAACCUAUGUGAAGGAGACCAAAGCCGGCCUAAGCACACAUAAAGAGAAGAUGGCGCAGGCGUAUGAUUUUGCACUGGAAAAGAUUGGCAUGGAUUUGCAUUCGUUUAGCAUUUGGCAGGAUUACAUUUACUUCUUGCGCGGCGUUGAGGCCGUUGGUAACUAUGCGGAGAAUCAAAAGAUAACCGCCGUUCGUCGCGUCUACCAAAAGGCGGUCAUCACGCCCAUUGUGGGCAUUGAGCAACUAUGGAAGGAUUAUAUUGCCUUUGAGCAGAACAUCAAUCCCAUCAUCUCGGAGAAAAUGAGUCUGGAGCGUUCCAAGGACUAUAUGAAUGCACGUCGCGUGGCCAAGGAGCUGGAGUAUCAUACGAAGGGCCUAAAUCGUAAUCUGCCCGCUGUGCCGCCGACGCUGACCAAAGAGGAGACCAAACAGGUGGAGCUGUGGAAGCGUUUCAUCACCUAUGAGAAAUCGAAUCCAUUGCGCACCGAGGAUACGGCGCUGGUCACACGUCGCGUCAUGUUUGCCACAGAGCAGUGCCUGCUGGUGCUUACACAUCAUCCGGCUGUCUGGCAUCAGGCAUCUCAAUUUCUGGACACCAGUGCGCGCGCUCUCACCGAGAAAGGCGAUGUGCAAGCGGCGAAAAUCUUUGCAGACGAAUGCGCCAACAUUCUAGAGCGUUCCAUCAAUGGUGUACUGAAUCGCAAUGCGCUGCUCUAUUUCGCAUACGCGGACUUCGAGGAGGGUCGUCUCAAGUACGAAAAGGUCCACAGCAUGUACAACAAGCUGCUCACGUUGCCCGACAUUGAUCCCACCCUGGUUUAUGUGCAGUACAUGAAAUUCGCCCGUCGCGCUGAGGGCAUCAAAUCGGCUCGUGGCAUUUUCAAGAAGGCACGCGAGGAUGUGCGUUCGCGGUAUCAUAUUUUUGUGGCGGCCGCAUUGAUGGAGUAUUACUGUUCCAAGGACAAGGAGAUCGCAUUUCGCAUCUUUGAGCUUGGGCUCAAGCGUUUCGGCGGCAGUCCUGAAUAUGUCAUGUGUUAUAUUGAUUAUCUCUCCCAUUUGAAUGAGGAUAACAACACGCGAGUGCUCUUCGAGCGUGUCCUUAGCUCCGGUGGCUUAUCACCGCACAAGAGCGUGGAGGUAUGGAAUCGCUUUCUUGAGUUCGAGUCCAACAUUGGCGAUCUGUCCAGUAUUCUGAAAGUGGAGCGACGACGUAGUGCGGUCUUUGAAAAUCUAAAAGAGUACGAGGGCAAGGAAACGGCACAGCUCGUGGAUCGCUACAAGUUCCUGGACAUGUAUCCCUGCACCAGCACCGAGCUCAAGUCCAUUGGCUAUGCAGAGAACGUAGGCAUCAUUUUGAAUAAGACGAUCGGUGUCGGCAGCGGUGCAAAUAGUCACAACAGUGGCGAUGCCGAUGGAGAUGGGGAGGCGACACAGCCGCUGCCGCGACCCGAUUUUUCACAGAUGAUACCAUUUAAGCCGCGCUCCUGCGCACAUCCUGGCGCCCAUCCGCUCGCUGGCGGCGUCUUUCCGCAGCCGCCUGCCCUGGCCGCUCUAUGCGCCGCUCUGCCGCCACCAAAUAGCUUCCGUGGACCGUUUGUCAGCGUAGAGCUGCUCUUUGACAUCUUUAUGCGUCUGAAUCUGCCCGAGUCUGCACCCCAACCGAAUGGCGACAACGAUCUGACGCUGAAGAUAUUCGAUUUGGCCAAGUCGGUGCACUGGAUUGUGGACACGAGCACGUAUACGGGCGUACAGCAUAGCGUUACGGCAAUGGCGCCGCGCCGACGUCGCCUCCUCCCCGGCGGCGAUGAUAGCGACGAUGAGCUGCAGACAACGGCGCCGCCCACCAACGAUAUCUAUCGACUGCGACAGCUCAAGCGAUUCGCCAAAUCCAACUAAACCAAUCCAGUCAAGCUGUCUGCCCGAAAAGCAAACAUUUUUUUAGAACAUUUUUUUUUUCUCUCCCCACAGCCUUUUAAUCCUUUAACAAUUGUAUCAAGUACAAUGGCAACAUAAGUUCAUAUAAAAUAAUAUAUAAAAAAAG
This is a messenger RNA of Drosophila grimshawi, 2616 nucleotides long. RefSeq names its product protein suppressor of forked (gene su(f)). The transcript has 9 exons. Gene Ontology annotation, molecular function: mRNA binding; protein binding. Gene Ontology annotation, cellular component: nucleus. Lineage: Eukaryota; Metazoa; Arthropoda; Insecta; Diptera; Drosophilidae. The record is from RefSeq and is a predicted model, not a curated record. The coding region runs from base 219 to 2471 and encodes 750 amino acids. Gene Ontology annotation, biological process: mRNA 3'-end processing.